This is a messenger RNA of Oxyura jamaicensis (ruddy duck), 2266 nucleotides long. It is a transcript of the gene STX7, whose product is annotated as syntaxin 7. Bases 173 to 946 code for a protein of 257 amino acids. NCBI's taxonomy places the organism in Eukaryota, Metazoa, Chordata, Aves, Anseriformes, Anatidae. Gene Ontology annotation, molecular function: SNAP receptor activity; SNARE binding. Gene Ontology annotation, cellular component: synaptic vesicle; SNARE complex; endomembrane system. The transcript is spliced from 10 exons. The record is from RefSeq and is a predicted model, not a curated record. Gene Ontology annotation, biological process: vesicle fusion; vesicle-mediated transport; intracellular protein transport.
GGCAGGACGGGGCGGCGCAGGGCGGCCCAGCCCCGUCCUCCCCGCCCGUCCUCCAGCCGCCGCCGCCUCAGCCGUGCCCGGUGGGACCAGGCUCGCCGGGGCCGGGUGUCCUUAACAGGUGGCGACCCAUUCCCAUCGUGGAUGAUCUUGACAGUAAAUCUCCUCAGCAGCCAUGUCGUACAGUGCCAGCUUUGUGGAUCCUAAUCAGCUAGCCCAGCGCAUAACUUCUAACAUCCAGAAGAUCACACAAUGCUCUGCUGAAAUACAGAGAAUACUACAUCAGCUCGGGACACCACAGGACACACAUGAAUUGAGGCAACAGCUGCAACAAAAGCAGCAGUACACAAACCAGCUUGCCAAAGAAACUGACAAAUACAUCAAAGAGUUUGGAUCUUUGCCUGCAACAAGUGAACAGCGUCAAAGAAAAAUACAGAAAGAUCGUCUUGUGGGGGAAUUCACCACAGCACUAACAAAUUUCCAAAGGCUGCAAAGGCAAGCUGCUGAGAAAGAGAAAGACUUUGUAGCCAGAGUAAGAGCCAGCUCGAGGGUAUCUGGCGGUGCUCCUGAAGACACCUACAAAGAAGGAACACUUGUCUCUUGGGACAUUCAACCUCAAGCACAAGUGCAAGAUGAAGAAAUUACAGAAGAUGACCUCCGUCUUAUUGAGGAGAGGGAAUCUUCCAUUAGGCAGCUUGAGGCUGAUAUUAUGGACAUCAAUGAAAUUUUCAAAGACUUAGGUAUGAUGAUUCAUGAGCAAGGUGAUGUGAUAGACAGCAUAGAAGCCAAUGUGGAAAAUGCAGAUGUACAUGUGCAACAAGCAAACCAGCAGCUGUCAAGAGCAGCAAACUACCAGCAAAGGUCUCGAAAGAAGAUGUGCAUCCUCAUUGGUAUACUUGCUAUUGGAGCAUUGAUUAUUGGAAUCAUCAUAUGGUUUUCUCUAAAUUAAGUAUCUGGAGUAAGUGUUGUAAUUGAUAUUUAAAUUAUGAAAGGAAAUUGCUACAGUCAUGGUUUGCUGAUUGUGAAGCUAAGUAAAAUAAUGGUUCUUCUGUACUUCAUCACACUUAUUUUUUAUAAGACUUUGUUUUAACCCGAGAAAUAACGUUCUCAGUUCUAAUGUCGGUGUAACUACCUGCCCUCUUGGAUGAGUGCUGUCUUACCAGUAAAACCAGUCAGCGCCAUAAACUGUUCCGUUAACUCAAAAACCUCUUAAGGUUUAAGAGGUUAAUCAAAAUCCUGGUAAUUGUAUUGAAGAAAGGUGGGGGAGGAGUGGAUUAUCUUUGAGAUAUUGCUAAAUGUUGCUGCCAAAACAAACUCCCGAAUUGUUGCUUGAGGCAACAAAUUCACAGCUCAGAAUUUAGUUUUAAGCUAGUAAUGUCUUUGUCUUUUUUUUGUUCCAUCUCACCUACCUGCCCGUUUGAUAUGGGUGGUUCAAAAACAAAAUGUGGGUUGCUGAAGUUGGUGUGAUCUUCCUUUUGAACUGAAGUGUUCAAAUUAAGCCUUCAGUUUGCCUCUAACCUUUCAGAUGCUUCAUAUAUCUCUGUAUUCAGCAUUAAGUAUGGUUAUGCCUGGAAGCCUCCUGCAAAGGUAGGUAGGGUGGAUGAUGUAAUUCUCUGGAUUUCUUGUUUCAGUUUUUGCAUUAAAAAUAAAGUUUUAUGUGCAUACGCCUGAUAUCUCUGCAUCUGAAGUGUGUAUCGAUGAGCUUGGCUAGAUGAAAAUAAGUUCUAGUCUGUGAAUUCUUUAAUUUACUGGGAAGAAUAGAAAUUCCCAGCUUCCUAACUGCACUUGAAUGUUACUGUUCCGAAACUGUCAGGAUUCAGUUUCCAUGAACAGAUCUGAAGUUGUGUGAGGUCUUCCAUACAGAUGAAGAAAAGAAUACAAAUUAAAUUCCAAGUUCAAUGUUCAUAUUUAAAUAUAAUUUCUUAAUCAGUUGAACUUACUCAAACUGCUUAAGAAGUCUGAUGCUUAUAGCCUUUAAAAUGACCUUUUUCCUUUUGUGCCAUUUUGUACUAAUAUAUUAAAAAUGUAACUGAACACUUUUCUGCCAAUUAAUCUAUUUGCAUCUUUAAUUGACAUUGAACUAAUCUGAAAAGUGUACAGAUGAAAAAAUUGAUUUGUAUUUUAUAAAGUUCUUGUACACUCGACCGAUAGAGAAUGCACUGUUUACAUAGUGAACUAUGAAAUGUUGUUUGGGAACAAUCUAACUGCAAGCGUAAAUGGACUUUGGAAUUGUAACUGUGCAACCAAAAUAAAGGUCUUUUAAAGAGUA